AUGGAUCCUGGUUACAAGCUUCUCCAACACAUCAAGACUGUCCCUAAUCUCAUUAACGAAGACCCUAGCAUUACUACUCCCAAGAACUCUACUUUUAUGGACUUGCCUUGGUCUGAGUUCUCUAAAUUAUUAGCUGACAAGAAGGUCCAACGUCGUCCCUCUGAUUCCUCAGCGAGUAGUUCUGCCUCUGAAUCAAGCGAUGAGUCUCCAGAAAACUUCUCUCUUGGCAAUUGGGAUUCUAUGACAGGUUAUCAAGAUGCUGAACAUAAAAAUACUUUCUAG
Molecule: messenger RNA, 282 nt
Organism: Gilbertella persicaria
Lineage: Eukaryota; Fungi; Mucoromycota; Mucoromycetes; Mucorales; Choanephoraceae
Exons: 1
Coding region: 1-282 (93 amino acids)
Source: RefSeq, a predicted model, not a curated record